UACUAAUUGUCUGUCUCGUCGUCACCAUCAUUGAAGAUCUAUUGCACUUUCAUACUAGUGCUUACGCUGGCUGACCUCACUGCAAAAGCACUCCUCUCUAAUUCAACUGCAUCGCCAAUAUCAGGGCAGUGAAUCUACUGGCUAAUCCAAAAGUAAAUGACACAUCUCUCCUCCAUCUGACAUCCCUCCAUAGAGACUCCUCCAUAUCAUCCAAAAUUUUAUCCUGCAUACGUUUGUUGGAUAUCCGAGAUCAUGGCAUCCAUAUUCCCCCUCUUCCCAUCCCUCCCCGCAGAACUCCGCCACCAAAUCUGGCAAGACGCCCUCCCCGACAAAAUCCACCAACCCCUCUACUUCUACAAGAAAGGCUGCUGGACCCCGCGCCUCGUAACAGAAUCAGACCCAGAUUACGACUUCGAAAACCCCCACCUAAACCUAAACUUCGAAUUCCGCCACGAGCUACUAGACGACAUUGAGUUCGAAGUACCUCUCUUCUACGUUAACCGCGAGGCUCGUGGUUUCGCCUUAGCCUGGGUUCGCGAGCAGGGGCUUACUAUACGGUUUCAUAGAGGGAGAGGGUGCGUUGUGUUUGUUCGUGCGUUUGAUCCCAAGCAUGAUACGUUGUAUGUUCCAUUCAAUAAAUGGGACGAAUUCUUCCGCGAGCCGUUUGAUCGAAAUUUUGAACCGGAUCUUAUGGAAAGAAAUGUUAAUCUUCCCGGUCCGGCGUUUACGAGGGUUGCUAUGCCUGAGGCCGUGCUGAGGAGUGAGGAUAACUCGCUAUGUGAGUUUUUUGAUUAUUACGUUAGUGUUCGGGAGGUAUUUGUUAUUGUCGAUGCGCAGCCGGAUUUGGAUAUGCAGCCUGAAGAUGACGGUGGAGAUGACGACAUGAGGUUGCAGCAAAGGUGGGAGAUUGAGAGUGGUGCACUGAGAGCGAGAUUCUUCUGGAAUAAUGACCGUGAGGGAUUUGAGUGGGCAGACAGGGAGGAUUUCGGCGACAAAUCCCUUUGCAAGUUCAUUCAGGAGGCUAGUAAUGAGGUGGGCGAGAAGCUUGUGGAGAACUGGAAGCGCGUGUUUGAGGUCCGGCCUGUCUUUGCUGUUAGGAAAUGAGGGUGUGUUGUCUCAUCUGACUUUCUGUACGGUUCCAACGCUAUGUGCCAGUGUCUACUCCUCAAAACAUACGGGCCGGUGGCCAAUUUAUGCCGCAAGUAUAGCAGACAUUCUCUCCAUAGACCAUUUACCCAAUCACAUUCUACAAUCAACUAGUCAUCUACUAGC
This is a messenger RNA of Aspergillus glaucus CBS 516.65, 1272 nucleotides long. RefSeq names its product 2EXR domain-containing protein. The record is from RefSeq and is a predicted model, not a curated record. The coding region runs from base 253 to 1104 and encodes 283 amino acids. Lineage: Eukaryota; Fungi; Ascomycota; Eurotiomycetes; Eurotiales; Aspergillaceae. The transcript has a single exon.